UUUUUUAUUCUUGUUGUGCUUGCUUCAUUCAUCACUACAAUUUUCUUUAUUUUUUUGUGUGUCCUCACUCUUACAUUGUUUUAACAGUGCCUUUUUACCUACAUUCACAGGCUAAAGAUGGUCUACGCCAUAUUUUUAUAGAUCAUUUUAUUGAACAAUCUAAGAAAACUCAACUGGGCUCUGAAGAUUUAAUUUUUAAAAUGUUGGCAUUGUUCAAUGAAACGAGAUCAAAGAUGCUUGAUGACAAACGAGGACAUGAUCCUUCUUUAGGCAAUGUCAAUGGUGUGAAUAUGAAUCCAAAUAAUAGUUUGAAGCUUUCUCCAACAGUUUCAUGUAGAAAAGCUUGUAAAGACAAAUCCUCUGAUAUUAAUCUUAAUUUGUCCCUCAAGGCUGGUUGGGAGCUGGAUGUAGAUAAUGUUCAGGUUGGUGCUGUCCACAACUCUUUAUCUCAAUUAGAGCAAACUACUGGUGAUAAAUGUUUCAUGACCAUAAGUGGCAAUAGUAAUUUUGAGAAACCUGAAUUGAAGGAUCCUAGUACUGAGAGGCUAUUUCAAAGAUUAUGCAAGCCAGUUGUUGAUCUGAGCACACCAGAAUUUGUUAAAAAUAGAAGCAUCGAUUCUUAUGAUAAUGCUCCAAUUAAAAAGCCCAAGAUUAUGCCAAAGCUUAGAAAUAUUCAUAGCAAACUAAAGUUUGUUGAUCUCAAUAGUCCAUUCUGCGAUUCUCUUAUCAAAGAAUGUCCUGAUUCAUACAAGAAAGGUAUCACCGAAGUAAAACAAGACGAUUAUUUUGUGGAAAAUCUCUCUCCUAAUCAUGCUGUGAAGUGUUCUCAGCGCAUUGAACAGAAGUCUCCUGUUGAAGUUGUUAUUUUACCGGAUUCUGAAGAUGACCAAAAGGAAAAUGACACUACUAAUUGUAAUGUGCUUGCUCACAUGACUGAUCCUUUGAAAUCAAAAACCAAACCUUCUCAUGGCAAUGGUGAUGUUGAGGUUCUUGGUGAGAUUAGAUUUCAUGAAAAUACAAAGGCACUAGAUUCAAAAUCUGAAAAUAUCUACAACAAGUCGUCUAUAUCUCAGCAAUAUAUUUUGAAGUGUGUCAAUAAGCUCGCCCCACAAUCUGUUGGUGUCAAGGACACCCACACUGGCUUUAGCAAUGCAGGCCCCCCUUCUGAUAUUUUAGCCAAUGUUUUUGUGAAUACUGAUUCUAAAUUUGUUGUCACUAUUAAAGAGAGAAGAAACUAUGCUGCCGUUUGUAGUCUUGCAACUAGCACAAUAUGGUACAAUCAUUAUGCUAUUGACAUUGGCGGUUGCCAUGUGAAAUAUGAAUUUCUUGGGAAUUCUAUGAUGCCAGGUGGGAAAGUGGGUAGUUUUGUUAUAAAUGCCCUUUGCCGCAAGUUUUUCUUAGAUGAGAGGCCUACAAAAUCAAGGAAACAUUACUUUUUCUCCAGUGUUGGUGCUGUUCUACUGAGUGAUACCACUGAUUACUCAUAUGUGAACAAAUGUUUUGAUGGAGCUGCAAGGGUUGUUGCGUUGCAUAAGGCUGAUAUGCUAAUUUUCCCUAUAUGCCAUGGUGAUCACUGGUUUCUUUUUGUUGUUGAUCUGAAGUUCAAUUGGUUUCUCUUUCUUGAUUCUUUGUAUUCCAAGGAUGAUGAUUAUCAAAUAUUUGUCAGAAGGAAGCUGAUUAUUUCUUUCAAGCAUGUGUGGAAUAAGUUUGUCCAAACACCAGUUCCAGUACAUUUGGACACUUUUCGGAUUGGAUAUCCUACUGUUCCGAAGCAGAAUAAUACAUUUGAUUGUGGAGUUUUUGUCAUGAAGUUUAUGGAACUUUGGAGACCUAAGGCUCUUCUUCGCUCUGAAUUUUCUCAAGAUGAUAUACCCAAUAUCAGGAUUCAACUUGUCAACGACCUAGUUUUCAGUGAGCACAAUAUUGUUGAUAAUAGUGUUGUGAGGGACUUCUAUGAAGAGGGAGAUUAUCUCCGAGUUGGACAUGAGGGUAGAAGCUGAUUGUUUCAUUGUACAAAAUGCAGCAACAACACUCUAGAAUUAUUUUGUUUCUCAUUUCAGGAAGAUGAAGAUUAAGGGAUAGUAAUGUGUUCACUGCAUUUCUUGCUAUUUUGUCAAUGUCAAUGUUGCUACAAGACUUAUCUAGGCCAAACAUUUAUCAAACUAUAGAUUCAUAAAAACAAUAAGUAGUCGCGUAGUAGUAUUUUCAAUUACAAAGAGAUCUGGCUGAUACAGCUUGUAAUAGAACAUAUCAGAACAUUUGUCUUACUGCUUUAUGCUCUUGCUACUAUCUACUAAAUGUUUGAUUAUCUUUGACU
Messenger RNA from Phragmites australis (common reed), 2317 nucleotides. RefSeq lists its product as uncharacterized. Gene Ontology annotation, cellular component: nucleus. Bases 201 to 2000 code for a protein of 599 amino acids. Lineage: Eukaryota; Viridiplantae; Streptophyta; Magnoliopsida; Poales; Poaceae. Gene Ontology annotation, molecular function: deSUMOylase activity. The transcript has 14 exons. The record is from RefSeq and is a predicted model, not a curated record. Gene Ontology annotation, biological process: protein desumoylation.